Messenger RNA from Trichoderma asperellum CBS 433.97, 588 nucleotides. RefSeq lists its product as uncharacterized. Gene Ontology annotation, cellular component: plasma membrane. Lineage: Eukaryota; Fungi; Ascomycota; Sordariomycetes; Hypocreales; Hypocreaceae. The record is from RefSeq and is a predicted model, not a curated record. Gene Ontology annotation, molecular function: transmembrane transporter activity. Gene Ontology annotation, biological process: transmembrane transport.
AUGUCUUACAGGAAUGUUGGCUUCUGCCGCUGCGGUACUGAACUUGAUCUUUGUACAAGAAACCAGUGCUCCUCUUAUUUGGCUAAGAAGGCAGCCAAGCUACGACGGCUAACAAAGAACUACGCAAUUCAUGCUAAGCAAGAGGAGGCUGAAGUUAACCUUGGUGAGAUGGUUGAACGCUACUUCAUGCGCCCGUUUCGCAUGCUUGUGGUCGAGCCUAUUGUCCUACUUAUGAGCCUCUACUCUGCAUUCAUCUACGGCCUUUUAUAUCUCUUUCUCACCGCAUAUCCCCAAAUCUUCCAAGGAGUUUACGGCAUGCGGCCUGGCAUCAGCGGACUUCCAGAGCUGGGUGCUGUACUUGGCUGGAUUAUAACAGGUAUCGUAAUGACUCUACACGCGCCAAAUUACACACGUAAGCUUGUGGCCAACAAUAAUAUGCCCGUACCUGAGUGGCGAAUGCCUGAGGCAAUGGUUGGAGCUGUGCUUUUCGCUGGCGGCAUGUUUUGGCUUGGCUGGUCAGGAUACCGAAAAGAGAUUCACUGGAUCGUGGCUACUAUUGGUGGCUUUGUGACCGGUCUCGGUAUAUAA